Molecule: messenger RNA, 179 nt
Organism: Racocetra persica
Lineage: Eukaryota; Fungi; Glomeromycota; Glomeromycetes; Diversisporales; Gigasporaceae
Source: the annotation of a GenBank genome assembly
CAAAGUUCAGUAUAACUAGACAAAAAGCUACUUGGCAAAAACAGCUUUUUGAAAUAAAACAAGGAACAGACACAGUUGAUACUUACAUUAGCCACUUCAAACAACUUCAACUUCGAGUAGAUCCUAAUAAUAGUAUCCCUAGAGCCAUGUUGGUUCAAUUCUUUAUCCAAGGCCUAUAA